AGCUCAGUGUUAACAGAUCGUGCGGGAAUAUGGUCAAGUCCUGUAUGUAUAAAGGUGAGGCUGGCGCAAUCACUAUUUGGUCGUUGCCCGGCGAGCUCCCUCAGUCUCUCUACUGCAAUAUUCCAACAUGAAGACGUUCGCAGUAUUGUCUGCCAUUUUGGCAGCGGCAUUCGCUGCACCAACCAUACCACCGAUCUCUGCAUCACUGGAGAUUCGCACCCUCGGACUACUCACAAAGCUGAUAGCUCCUAAGUGUCCAGCAAACGCAGCUCAACCCGACGGGCACCUCCCCAAGGGCAGUAUCUCCACAUCGGCUCUCGUCCCCAUCAGCUCCAAGAACCCCAAUACCGCCUACCCAAACAGCGAAUGGGCGAAAGUAACACCCGGUGAUUUCUGCACAAUUUUCAACCUCGUCCUCGAAUCCGACGCCACGCAAGGCAAAAUCUGCAACCUUGUAUUUGACUUGCCGGGCUAUCUGCAAGCACCUGGCGACUUCGUCUUUCUUGGCAGCGGAAAGUUCACUUUCACGGGGUACGACAUCAAUGCUGGUGCAGUGCCGGGCGAAACAACGUAUGCGAAGCAACCACGUCCGGGACCGAGUCCACCAAAUCCUCCACCGGUCAUGAAGCCGGGCAAUAGUUAUAUCGUUAACUCGGCGCCGUGCGGUAUUCCACCGGGUAUUGGGCCAGUGACUGUCAGCGGGAGCUUGUGUUCGAAGGACACGACCUUUUUGUUCAAGCAGAGUCAGAAGGCUUGUCCGGUCGGGUUCUAUGUUGUGCUCACGGAUGAUAGUGGGGCGAGUGCUCCUCACUGAGGGAGCGUGUGGAAGUGUUGAGUUCUGUACAUCUUUCUUUGACGAUUCCAAUGUAAUUUUUAUAAUGUCACUUCUUCUCAGAACUUCAGGCCCGCUAAAUCAUCCAGUCCAAGGACAUCGUCCAGACAGCGUAGCGUCCAAAAGUGCCUUACAUUUUUAGAUGUUAUUGACAUAUUCGCCGAACUCAUCUUGUGCAGCCCAGAUAACCUUUAUG
Molecule: messenger RNA, 1028 nt
Organism: Didymella exigua CBS 183.55
Lineage: Eukaryota; Fungi; Ascomycota; Dothideomycetes; Pleosporales; Didymellaceae
Exons: 1
Coding region: 128-814 (228 amino acids)
Source: RefSeq, a predicted model, not a curated record